Molecule: messenger RNA, 2624 nt
Organism: Thamnophis sirtalis
Lineage: Eukaryota; Metazoa; Chordata; Lepidosauria; Squamata; Natricidae
Gene: BMPER
Product: BMP binding endothelial regulator
Cellular component (GO): extracellular region
Molecular function (GO): protein binding
Source: RefSeq, a predicted model, not a curated record
ACUUCCUGGCCGGAUCGCCACCGCCGUGAUCCUGCAAUCGCCUCACGCUCUCCCGAGCUCUAGGUCACUCAAGAACCCGAGCUCUGAGGACGAUGCUCUGGCUCUUGUGCAGCUCCUGGGCGGCGGCUCCCUUGCUCAGCUCUCCAGGGCUAGUUUUUGUCGGCUGGCUGUGGCUGCACCACCUUGGACUCCCCGUGACGCUAGCGUCUUCCUUCCUGACAGGUUCUGUUGCAAAAUGUGAGAAAGAGGGAGAAAUUAUACAGAUCCCAUCUAUUACAGACAACCCUUGCAUAAUGUGCAUUUGCUUGAACAAGGAAGUGACAUGCAAACGUGAGAAGUGCCCUGUACUUUCGAAGACAUGUGCUCUGGUUAUUAAGCAAAGAGGAACAUGCUGUGAGAGAUGUAAAGGUUGCAGUUUUGAAGGAAGUUCAUAUAACAGCUCAGAGUUAUGGCAGAGUCCAAAUAAACCCUGUUUUACACUACAAUGUCAGGAAGGAGUGAUAACAGAGUCUGAGAUUCAGUGUAUUGUUCAUUGUACAAAUCCUUACAAGGAACCAGGGAUAUGUUGCCCCAUAUGUCCAGGUUGCACACUUGAAGGUAGACAUUUCUCUGAAGGUGGGAAAUUUCAUCCUGAUGGGAACAAAUGCAUCACAUGUACUUGUAUUGAUGGAAGGACACAUUGUAUACAGGAAGUGUGUCCCAUUCUUUCAUGUCCUCAACAUCUCAGUCACACACCUUCUGGCCAGUGUUGCCCAAAAUGUGUAGGGCAGAGGAAAGUAUUUGAUCUCCUGUUUGGAAGCUGUCUCUUUCAUAGUGAAGUUUAUGACAAUGGAGCCUCCUUUAUGUAUGACAACUGUACUACGUGUACAUGCAGGGAUUCCACUGUGGUAUGUAAGAAAAAAUGCUCUCCUCCCAGAGGUUGUAUCAAAGCCAGAGGAGAGUGCUGCAAAGAGUGCCUCUUAUAUGUGUCUCCUGAGGAAACGAAAGUGUGCAAGUUUGGAAAUAAAAUCUUCCAGGAUGGAGAGAUAUGGCCCUCUAUUAACUGUACCAUCUGUGCCUGUGUGAAAGGCAAGACAGAAUGUCGCAAGAAGCAAUGUAUUCCAGUCAGCAGCUGCCCUCAUGGAAAGAUCCUCAACCGAAAAGGAUGCUGCCCCAUUUGCACUGAAAAGCCUGGAGUUUGCACUGUAUUUGGAGACCCCCACUACAACACUUUUGAUGGGCGGACAUUUAACUUUCAGGGAACAUGUCAGUAUGUUUUGACAAAAGACUGCUCUUCCACCACCUCACCUUUCCAGGUGCUGGUAAAGAAUGAUGCCCGAAGGACUCGUUCUUUUUCCUGGACAAAAUCUGUAGACCUUAUGCUGGGCAGCAGCACUGUCAGCCUCCACCAGCAUCUCACAGUGAAGUGGAAUAGAACUCGCAUUUCUCUACCAUAUGAGACACCACAUUUUCACAUUGACUUGGAAGGAUAUCUGUUGAAAGUGACAACCAAAGCAGGACUAGAAAUCUCUUGGGAUGGAGACAGUUUUGUUGAAGUUAUGGCUGCCCCGCAUCUUAAAGGUCGGCUUUGUGGUCUGUGUGGCAACUAUAAUGGACAUAAGAGAGAUGAUCUGAUUGGUGGUGAUGGUCAUUUUAAGUUUGAUGUGGAUGACUUUGCUGAGUCCUGGCGUGUGGAAUCAAAUGAAUUCUGUACUCGUCCUCCAAGGAAGCAAUUUCCUGAAUUGUGCCAAGGAACUGUGAGAAUAAAACUCCGUGUUCAUCGGGAAUGCCAAAAGCUCAAAGCAUGGGAUUUUCAGAUUUGCCACUCAACUGUGGACUACACUGUGUUUUAUCGAUCCUGUGUGACAGAUAUGUGUGAGUGCCCAGUUCAUAAACACUGCUAUUGUGAGUCAUUUCUAGCUUAUGCUAGAGCUUGUCAGAGAGAAGGUCUGAAGGUCCAUUGGAAACCUGAAGAAAAUUGUGCUGGAACCCAAUGUAAAUAUGGUGCAGUUUAUAACAUGUGCGGUCCUGGUUGUGUGAAGACUUGUGCCAAUUGGAAUGAGAUUGGUCCCUGCAAUAAACCCUGUGUUGCAGGAUGCCAUUGUCCUGCCAACUUAGUCCACCACCAAGGAAGAUGCAUCAAACCCACUCUCUGUCCACAGCGGUGACAUUCGCUGUCACUCCAAGGACACUGAACUUGAUAUCUUGAGUCCAUUUUGAAGCUCAUAGCCAUUAAGGACUGCAGAGUUUGUUGGCAGAUCUUACAAAACUCUCUUCCAAAGAGAAAAGGAAAUGUCUGUGCCUAUGAAUGUAUAUCUAUAUGGAAAUUUACAUCAAUACAAGCAUAUGUGCAGUUCUAUAUAUACUGUGUAUAUGUGAGACUGAGAAUAUAUGUGUGUGUAUGUAUGUGUGCACACAUGCAAAAAGAGUAGAUAUAAAAUUGCCAUAUCCAUUAGCAUCAAUGAACUAAAUGAAAUCGUAUCCAUCCACAUUGUGUGAAGCACCAUGCACUGAAGUCCAAAAGCCAUUGUUAAAUCUAGUUGGCAUAGCAUAACCUUACUAUGUGGUCAUUCUAUGCCACUUCAGCAAGAGGUUAUCCCUCUUUUCUCUGGGUUUUUGCAUCAUUUAUAUCAAUCAUAGGAAUG